AUGGCGCAUGCUCAAAGCCCCCACAACCCCGAGAUAUAUAAUCUCGACGACGAUGCGGCCUUCGAUGAAUGCGAGGGAAGGCUGAAGCAGGCAAGAACAGAAAACUUUAUCGUCAGCUUUGACAGUACUGAGGCCAAAUGCGCGGUAGAUGUCGGGAGAGAGGUCGCCCUUGAGUGGCUGCAGGCCGACCGUCGCAAUGCAAAUCAGGCGCUGUGGUUGAACUUCUGGGCCUCCGAGUCACAGAAGCCCAUCAUCCAGGACGUGGCGAAGAAGUACGACCUUUCACCAAGACUUGCAGGGUUACUAUGCCAGGCUAUCACUUCCCCAAGUCCAUCGAAGAGCGUGGCUUCCACGGACAGCGAUACCUCACGCUCUUCCACAUCAGGACAACCGAAAACACCAAGAACACAGACUACCGAUGUCGAGAAAGGCGUCCCUCUUCAUAACACAGCCUUCCCCCAACAACUACUGCAACAACCAGCAGACUCUGGGGAGCUGGAUGGCUUGACUUUUCACAGGGUGGUGCGGAACCUUUGGCAUUUCUGUUCCGUCGACUUUGGCCGCCGUUACAUUUAUAUCGGCUUCAACUCUUUGUACUCUCUUCCUAACACCAAGGAUGCAGCUCCAGAUGACAGUGCACCGGCCGAGGACGUCGGCAACGAGUCUGGAGGCAGGGAAAAGGAUGGCAGUAAGCCAUCCGGUCAGCGCAUCUGGUCAUCUCUACUCGUAUGUGACGAUGGAACCGUCAUAUCGGUGUUUGAACGGCCCGAUGCCAGCGAGCCGCACCUCGUGUCUAGACGAAACGUGCUCAAUGUCUUCCAUCAUCUCUCCAAGCAACACAACCAAGACAGCUCGCGAGACGCCCUGAUGAAGGUCCGCGUGAGGUGGAACGAGUAUUCAAACAAUGCAACAACCGGCUACGACCCAAAGGAGGCCGCCAGCCUUUUAUUCUACUACCUUUUCGACGACUGGGUGACGACUUACAGGCUGAUCGCCCGGCUUGACCACCCCUAUCGGAAAGAGCUGGAAAAGAUGCAAGAGCUCAUGUUCAAAGCGGCGGACGUGUCUCAUGUCAAAAAGGUCCACGAGAUCGGCACCCAGCUGACGGUCCUCAAACUCAUGUAUGAGAGCUACGAAUGGAUCGUAUCUCGCCUCCUCCACAGCCAACGGUUGGCAAUGGACGCCAACAGUCUACUCCUGUCUCCUCAGAGCACAUUCCACAACCCAGAUCUCAAGACUGGUAGCCACCAAAGUCCGGGAGCGCAGCUGGCCGCUUACGAGGAGGGCUUCCUCGCCGAUGACUCAAGAUCCAACGUGAAGUUGAGCUUCUCGGCAGUUGCCCGCUUCGAGAGACUCCUGGGCAGGAUUAGACUAUAUGCGCUGACCGAAAUUGACGAAUGCAUAAAACAAAAGGAGUCGCUUGUGCUUAUGAACUUCAAUUUGGUCGCCUUGAAGGACUCCCAGGCCGUGGAGAGGCUCACCAGAACCACGAUCCUGUUGGCCAAGGCAACCAUCCUGUUCCUCCCUGUCAGUUUGAUGACGGGCUACUUUUCUAUCCAGUUGCCUGAAAUCGCCGAGAAGUACACGCUCAAGACAUACUGGCUCUGUUUCCUGGUCGUCAGCAUCCUUUCCAUACUGUUCCUGGUGGUCUUCGGCAUCACGACCCACACGUUGGAAGGCCAGACGGUAUAUCGAUCCAUCACGAGCAUCGUUGGGAGCGCCAUUUUCGAUGCAAGUAAGAGAAAACAGAAAAAGCAAUAA
Molecule: messenger RNA, 1761 nt
Organism: Cladophialophora bantiana CBS 173.52
Lineage: Eukaryota; Fungi; Ascomycota; Eurotiomycetes; Chaetothyriales; Herpotrichiellaceae
Exons: 2
Coding region: 1-1761 (586 amino acids)
Molecular function (GO): cobalt ion binding; magnesium ion binding; cobalt ion transmembrane transporter activity
Source: RefSeq, a predicted model, not a curated record